AAGAAAUACGACGGAUGGUAACUUCAAUAACUCUGAAGAAUAGUGGAAUUAGGGGAGAGCACUUUGCCUAGAUAUUGUUGCUAUCAACAAUGCAAAAUGGCGGCGGUUAUUUGAUCACAGGCUGAUUUUCUCGGUGGAAUAACAUCAGUAUUUGCAGAAACGUAGAUAAACAUCUUAGAAAGGACCACUGCAUUAUUUAAAAUGGCUGCUUCUCUUCGUGGCCUCAGCCCUGUGCUGAAAGAAUACCUCAGAGUCAACAGGAUGCCUGAUAUUUAUGAGGCUUUGCUGACCGGACUGUCUAUCAUGUGCCCUGAAGAUUACCUCACGUUCAUUCUGGAGAAGCUCAUGUUCCUCAAGGAGAACGGGCUCGGCACCCUGGCAUGGGACAUGUUUAUCGAGGAAGAGAUGAAACCAAAGAUGAAGAUAGUGUCUGAGAGUAAUCUGGAUAUGAUCUUUAACUUUGAGGAGUGGCUCAUACCAACACCAGAGAUGUACGCAACAGCAUAUGACCACUACAACUUUAAACUAAAAGAAAUGUGUUUCUGUGCAAUGCUACAAUAUCACCUGAUGCAGAAAAGAAAGCAGGAAGCUUUACAAGAAAGAAUCAACAUGGCCGUCAAGCACCACUGUAACAGAAUGCUCCGAGUGCAUGUACAGAUAUGGAAGGCUUGGGUCAAGUACAGGAAAGGAAGACAAGCGAUGUCGUUCCAGAAAAUCCAACACGUGUAUCAUGUGUCUGUCGGGCGCGUCAUUUUUGAAGCCUGGUACAAACACACUCUGGAAGCCCGUAAACAGAGGGAAUACUUUGAGAAACUGAAGCGUCUGGAGCGUGGAGAAAACAUGGAGGACGACGACCUGUUUGGUCAGGGCACGGGGGAGGCCAGGGACAGUGUGUCCACUCUGCCCUGGAAGAUUGCCAUACAGAUAUUUAGCUACCUGGAUGUGGCCGACAUAGCCAACUGUGCGUGCGUGUGUCGCUUCUGGAAGGUUCUCACUCAGGCCAACUUGCUCUGGAGCAGGAUCAACUUCUGUAACGUACAGAAAAGACUACAGCAUGGAGUGACAGACAAAGUGGCCACACGACUGUUGUUUAAGGCUCGGCCGUACCUCAUCCACCUGAACCUGAGGACCUGUCACCAUCUGACGCGACCUACUUUCAUCAGCGUCAGUGAAUGUCGGAACCUGCAGGAUCUCAACCUGUCAGAGUGCACUGGUAUUGAUGACGAGACGCUCAAGGUUGUGGUCAAAGGCUGUAAGAUUCUUCUGUACCUGAACAUCGCCCAUACCAACCUGACAGACGCCAGUCUCAGGGCCAUCAACAAGUAUUGUAUGAACCUCCAGUACCUAAGCCUGGCCUUCUGUGCCAAGUUCACCGAUCGCGGCCUUCUCUACCUCGCCUCGGGCAAGUGUCACCAGAAACUUCAGUACCUGGACAUGUCCGGCUGUCUACAGAUCACACCUCAAGGCUUCCAGUACCUGGCCAACGGCUGCCCCAACAUACAGAGUGUGAUUGUGAAUGAGUUCCCAACGCUGCUGGAUGAGUGUAUCAUGAUCAUGACAGAGAAAUGCCUCAAGAUCCACACCCUGUCCAUGCUGGGCUGUCCCCUGAUCACAGACGAGGCCUUCAAGAAACUGGCUCACAACAAGAACUUACAAGUCCUCAAGAUGGAUGGUAAUUACCGAGUGUCCGACGCGACCAUGAAGCUCCUGGGGCGCCAGUGCCUGGACUUGCGGCACGUGUACCUGGCAGACUGCCAGAGACUGACAGACGCGACGCUCAAGGCCUUCUCUGCGUGCAAGAACCUGGUGGUGUUGAAUAUAGCUGAUUGUGUCAGGAUCAGCGACGCGGGCGUCCGCCACUUGACCGAGGGUCCGGCCGCCUCCAAACUGCGAGAACUCAACCUGACUAACUGUGUGCGUGUUGGAGACAUGGCUAUGGUCAACUUACACAAGAGGUGCCACAGUCUGACGUACCUGAACGUGAACUUCUGCGAGCACAUCAGCGAGGCGGGCAUCGAGCUUCUGGGUCAGAUCCACAGCCUGGUGGCACUGGACAUCAGUGGAUGCAACUGUGGGGACCAGGGUCUGUCUGCGCUGGGUCACAACUCGGGCCUGAAGGACGUGGUGUUGUCCGAGAGUGGGAGCAUCACCGACCUGGGCCUGCAGAAGUUUGCUCAACAGUGUAAGGAAAUAGAGAGGCUGGACCUCUCACACUGCAUGAACUUGACUGAUGGUGCCAUCAAGAACCUGGCGUUCUGCUGUCGGAUGCUCACCGUUCUCAACCUGUCCGGAUGUAAACAUGUGACGGACCUGAGCAUCCAGUACCUGUCUGGUGUGUGUCACUAUCUGACCCAGCUGGACAUCAGUGGAUGCAUACAGAUCAGCGACAAAGCGUUGAAGUACUUGAGGAAAGGCUGCAAGAAGCUCAAGUGUUUGAACAUGAUGUACUGCAAGAAAAUCACCAAACAUGCCGCUCAGAAACUCCAGAGACACGUGGACGUCGUUGAGUACAACAACGAUGAAGUGCCGGCCUACUUCGGCUACUGAGCUCCAGACUCGUGACCAGUAGUGUGUCAUCGGUGUUGAAUACAUUCCGGGAAUAAGAAAAAAAAAGAAACGAGUCUUUGUUUUGCCAGUUUCAGUAUCACAGCUGAAGUCCCCUUUUUAAUUUGGAAACAUUUUAGCCAUUGGAUGGAAAGCUAGGAUUUUAUUUCUAAUGUUUUGCAAACAGCUAAUUAUAAUUUGUGUACAAGACACAAAAUUAUCGGCCGGCUGUUCCGAUGUACAAAGCCCCUAAUUUUUUCUUUUUUUUUCUUUGAAAGCAGGGAAAGAUACGUUAUGUUGGUGUAGUGGUUAAAAGAAUGAAAUAGUUUUUUUUCUCUCUCCUGAAAAAUUUGGAUUCCUUGGCUUAGUACAUUUAAACUAUAGCUUUAUGAGGAAACAUGAUAUCUGUUUUAUAUAGCUUGAAAAUCUGUACAAUACAAGGUGGUAGGCAGGCAAAUGUACACGUGUAUGAAAGAAUGUCGUUUUGGGCCUGUUGGAUUUGGCGUAAAUCUGAUUAAGGCUGUUCUCAUAUCACGUUGACCGUAAAACUGUACAUAUGUAUGUAAUCGCCUUCUGUGCAACCCCCCCCCCCCC
Messenger RNA from Aplysia californica (California sea hare), 3138 nucleotides. Its product is annotated as dynein regulatory complex subunit 6. The transcript is spliced from 25 exons. Gene Ontology annotation, cellular component: SCF ubiquitin ligase complex. Bases 202 to 2547 code for a protein of 781 amino acids. The record is from RefSeq and is a predicted model, not a curated record. Gene Ontology annotation, biological process: SCF-dependent proteasomal ubiquitin-dependent protein catabolic process. Lineage: Eukaryota; Metazoa; Mollusca; Gastropoda; Aplysiida; Aplysiidae. Gene Ontology annotation, molecular function: protein binding.